Molecule: messenger RNA, 1068 nt
Organism: Daphnia magna
Lineage: Eukaryota; Metazoa; Arthropoda; Branchiopoda; Diplostraca; Daphniidae
Exons: 4
Coding region: 186-812 (208 amino acids)
Source: RefSeq, a predicted model, not a curated record
GCAUCACUAUCGUUGCCGGCGUUCAAUUCGUAAAGCUCCUCGUCUCGCCUUUUCUCGUGUGUUAGUGGUCCAUUCGUAUCGCCUGCGUUCAUCAGUGAUUUACUAUAAAUAUAUACGUAUAUAGAUACGUUACCGUCUCUUUCAUUUGAUCCAAUUUCGUAUAACCUCGUCCAACACAGACAACAAUGAAGACUGUAUGUUUGGCAGCGAUAGCGAUGGUACUAGUCAUGCUGUCAUCCACUUGCAGAGCGCAUGAUGAUGUUAUUGACGCAGUAGCCAUUUCGUCGGAAAGCAAGUACAUCGGGGCCGACUCCAUGUCCCUGUUGCAUAAAAUAUCGUCGGGAAUGAUCCAAGGGUUCAACAACACUAGUAGAGACCGUUCGUCUCGACAGAAACCUUCCGUGUGGACUGAACUCAUAUCACGUUUGCCCGUCUCGAAACUCUUCGACGUCGGAACCAAUGCUCUCAACGUUGCCCGCUUCUGGCCAGCUGGAUUGGCUUCGCUGGUUGUCGGUACUGCCCCCACUACCGGCGCCAUCGUAGGAGUUGUGGCCAUAUCCAUCUUUAUUAUCGUCAUUUGGCUCGUCAUCUACAGUAUUGGAGUGUUGCCCGUUGGUGCAGCGCUGUUGGGCCGGCAAGACUUUGGCGUGGAUUCACCGUACGCUGGCCAUCCAGGAAUGAUGUUUCCUCAAAUGGCUCAACAAUCAUUUCAAGGACCUUAUCCGUACAACCAACGAUUCCAGCGGAGCCUGGCUGAUGCCAGUCGAACCGUCUUGGAUGCCAUCGGUCAAUUCGAAUCGAAAAACCAAUAGAAGAAGAUGCAAACACGAUCGAUUGUUUACGCUCUUUUGUUUUCCAAAUUGAUGCAGUUUGCUCCAUUUGUGUGUCUCGCCUAUUUUAUUAUUCCGUCCCCAUGAAAACUUGUGAGAUCUGGAAUGUUUUGCCCGUCUGUGGUUUUAUUUUUUAAUUUAUUUCCUGCGCACUAUAACAAACGCAAAGGUGUACAUUACCUAUGCAUAUCUAUACAUAUAUAAAUAUAGAAGAAUACAAAUUUCAUUUGUAAAAUAA